Molecule: messenger RNA, 2148 nt
Organism: Arabidopsis lyrata subsp. lyrata
Lineage: Eukaryota; Viridiplantae; Streptophyta; Magnoliopsida; Brassicales; Brassicaceae
Exons: 10
Coding region: 767-1987 (406 amino acids)
Source: RefSeq, a predicted model, not a curated record
GCUCAUCAAAGUGAAUAGACACUAAUUAAAUAAUCAAGGAGAGAUGCCAAAAUUAAGACAAGAGAGGACCCCCUAAAAAUAUUCAGGUUCAACUGUAUUAUCAUCACCUACCUAUUUAUGACUAUUUUUGUUCUUCUGUAUCUAUUUAUAUAAUAAAUAAUAAGAAACAAAGAAGAGUGAAGGUGUGAUUAAUAAGAGGCAGAGGCAGAGGCAGAGACAGAGAGAUAGAUCUUCUCACCUAUCUUAACUUGUCUGACACCGACACUUAUCCGUGCCCUCUUAAACCCUAUCUUUUUCUCAACUAGCUUAUGCCUAAUCUCACCAUUAAUCUUGUCAUUACGCAUCAUCUCCUUCCUUUAUUGGAAACUCCGACUUCUCCUGGAAUCGUACCCGAUUUGAAUUUUCUCGAGAUAAAAUAAUUACAGUACAAAAAAUUUCUCAUCUUCUUUCUCCGUCUUGUCGGUCACGUUUUUGUCCUCGUAGCUAAAAAAAUCAGCUUUUUAGAACUCCACAAGGUGAGAGCUUGAGAUAUGCAGAAGAAACGAGAGAUCUGUGAUUAUAGAGAAAAAUUAGACAAGACCUUGUCUUCUCCUGAACUCACCAAUCAUGAGACUCUCAAAUCUCUUCUCAGAAACCAGCUUCAAGAGUGUGAUGAGAAUAUAUUGGAUAAAAGAACAGAUGAUGUAUCCAAGUUACUUAGCAAGCUUAGGAGUGUUUCAAUGACGGAUCAUCAAGUUUCUAAAUUAACCAAUGAUGGUGAUUGGAAAUGUUUGUUUUGCAGUUGAAACAUGAUCUUGAAGAUUGCCGUGUUAUGUACCGUGAAGGGCUCGAUGGAAGUCCUUUUCACACGUUACUUGUUGAAGGUUACAUGGAUGGGCCUAUCCACGAAUGUUUAUGCGUAUCGUGGGAAUCAACUCUCUACAAGAAAUGGUGGCCACAGUAUGCAUUUCCUCCAUUCAGGAUCUUAAAAAGCACAUGCUUGCAAAAGGUCGGGGUCGGUGAACAAAUUUGUUUAGCGAGGAUGAAGGUACCAUGGCCAUUGACGGAAAGAGAGAUGAUUCUGCACUAUUUCUUUUUUGAAUACUUUAAAGAUGGCUUAGUCGUCAUCCUUCUGAACACGAUCUCUGAUUUAGAUAGCAUUGGAGUUUCCUCUAAGGACGUCGUCAUACCUGAAUCACCGGAUGCAGUGAGGAUGGAUCUUGUAGGCGGAUUUGUUUUACAAAAGGUUACUCCACAGAGGAGUUACUUCAGAACGAUAGGGGAUAUGGAUAUAAAGCUGGACUUGAUCCCACCAUCUCUCAUGAAUUUUAUAUCGAGGCAGCUGAUCGGCAACGGUUUCAGACUAUAUAAAAAGUCAGUUGCUUCCGUAGCUAAAUUUGAUGAAGAUUACAGUAGAGCUUUAACUGAUCCGUUGUACACUAAGAUACGUCAAGCCCUAUAUUCAACUGAUGAGGCAAUUGAGGAAGUACCAAAGUUGGAAACCAAUGAAGUGAAUGGCGAUUACCUGCCAAAGAACGAACACGAGAAUAAUGGAGAUGCUUGUGAAAAUAAACUUGUCCAUUGCAGAAGAACUGUUCCCGAGAUUGAAGAAGAAGAAGUUGAAGAUUCUGAGGAAAGUGUUUUUUCAGAGGAUGGAAAUGAAAUUGCCAAGACUCAUGUCGAUAUCAGAAGACGGUUUUGCGUCAGUCCAGAGGUAGAACAAGCUUUAGGGACGCUAGAUAGAGUAAUAUACAUGGUUAGAAAUAUAACGCCGGUCCCAGAAACCGAGGAAUUAUCGCCAAAUAGAGCAGAGGAUCAGGCAAAGCAAGUGAGUGUAUUGGAGAGCAUUGAAAGUGUUCCUCAAAAAAAAGAGUCAAUCGAUUUUAGUCAAGAAGAGAAGAGAGAAGAGGAUACAGGACAAAAGCAGGGCAUGUUAAACAAAGGUAAGAACUUGAGCUUGCAGAGGAAACGUAAAGCCGGCUGCUUUGCUUUCAGGUCUUGGCUCUGAAGGAAUUGGAAUUGUAAUUUUUUUUUACACUUAAGUUUCUUCUUCUCAGUUGCAUGAUCCAUGUAAAAGUUUGUUGAUUAUUUUUGUAAACUUGUUUUUUUUUUUUUCUAUUAAAUGAUCAUAUAUACAAAGUUGGCGAAAUAAAGAAUAAACCUUACGGU